This is a messenger RNA of Talaromyces proteolyticus, 1361 nucleotides long. RefSeq names its product putative actin binding protein. The coding region runs from base 100 to 1248 and encodes 382 amino acids. The transcript has a single exon. Gene Ontology annotation, molecular function: tRNA (cytidine-N3)-methyltransferase activity. NCBI's taxonomy places the organism in Eukaryota, Fungi, Ascomycota, Eurotiomycetes, Eurotiales, Trichocomaceae. The record is from RefSeq and is a predicted model, not a curated record.
AAGCAUUUCUUUUGCUUCUUCCUGAGACAAUAGUAAUAUUAAUUGGUACUAGGAACGCUUGCUGUUUUGACGCGGUCGCUCACCGCUUCUACUGCCACAAUGCCUGCGCUCCCCGAAGACAGCGACUACAUGACAAUCGCCAGACUGGUCCAACCCCCAACAGUUCCUGCCCGGAGCACCGACGACCCAGAGUACAACGACAAGAAACGAGUCGACCCCUUCUUGUUUGGUCAGAGGUUCCUCGAAGAAGGGAGCGAUGUGUUUCACCACAAUGCUUGGGACCAUGUCGAGACGGAUGACGACUACAAGGCCUACGCCGAGCUGCAAUACUCUAAGCAGCGCGAGAACCCCGCUUCCGAUUUCCACAAGAACCUAUACAACUCGAAUCCCGCCAAAUUUUGGGAUCGGUUCUACAAGAACCAUAACCAGAAUUUCUUCAAAAAUAGGAAGUGGUUGCAGCAGGAGUUUCCGAUUCUAGCAGAUGUGACAAAAAAGGAUGCUGGUCGCAAGGUAGUUCUGGAAGUCGGUGCAGGGGCGGGAAAUACAGCGUUUCCGCUGGUAGCAAACAAUGAGAACGAGGAACUUAUGGUCCAUGCGUGUGACUAUUCGAAAAAUGCGGUUAAGGUCAUGCGCGAGAGCGAACAUUACAAUGAGAAAUACGUGCGUGCCGACGUGUGGGACGUCACAGCUGAGGGGGACGAUUCGCUCCCACCGGGUCUGGAGGAGAACUCGGUAGAUAUCAUAAUUCUUAUAUUCAUCAUGUCUGCUCUGGCACCAGCUCAAUGGAAUGCGGCACUAAAAAACGUACACCGCCUCCUCAAACCCGGCGGCGAUGUGCUCUUUCGCGAUUAUGGACGAGGAGACCUUGCACAAGUGCGUUUUAGAAAGGAAAGAUAUCUCGAUGAGAAUUUCUAUGUCCGCGGCGAUGGGACAAGGGUGUAUUUCUUUGAUAUUGAAGAGUUAAGGCAUAUCUGGACCGAUUGGACCCCCGAAAAUGGUCUAAAUUUAAGUGGAAUCAACGAAGACACCCAAGAUCGUGACGAACAGGCCGAAGUGUCUUCAGGACGAAGUCAAGGCGCUUUUGAAAUUUUGAACCUUGGGAAGGAUCAAAGACUUCUCGUUAAUCGUCAGAAACGGCUCAAGAUGUACCGAUGCUGGCUACAGGCCCGGAUUCGAAAACGAGUACCUCUCAACAAACUGGACGUUAUCCCUGAAAGGUUGGCGAAAGAGGUUGAGAAGAAUGUGUAGACUGUCCCUCAAAGGAGGAAAGCAGAAAGAAAUUCUUGACUACUCACGCCGGUUUAUGCUUUAUUUUUCAUUAUAGAUACCUUUUUUCUGUCCCUUUCAAUUUCUCUAUCCUU